Messenger RNA from Galdieria sulphuraria, 863 nucleotides. RefSeq names its product heat shock factor binding protein 1 isoform 2. The record is from RefSeq and is a predicted model, not a curated record. The transcript has 3 exons. Bases 99 to 386 code for a protein of 95 amino acids. Gene Ontology annotation, cellular component: nucleus; cytosol. Lineage: Eukaryota; Rhodophyta; Bangiophyceae; Galdieriales; Galdieriaceae. Gene Ontology annotation, molecular function: transcription corepressor activity. Gene Ontology annotation, biological process: cellular heat acclimation.
GUUCUCAUCAAAUCGUCAUUGCAAAGUUGAUUCAAUUAGAAGACUUUAUUGGCGCCAUUUUUUUCCUGGUUGUCUUUUGUUUUUGAAACCUUUUUAAAAUGAGUACUCAAGUAGAAAGAGCUGACCAAGAUAUUGAAAAUAAAGAAGAAGAAGAAAAUAUCCCUGAAGAUGCCAAAGACUUGGCUACUUAUGUUCAAAACUUGUUGUCUCAGAUGCAGAGUCGUUUUCAAACCAUGGCUGACUCCAUACUAGGCAGAAUUGACGAGAUGGGAAGCCGUAUAGACGAACUUGAGAAAAGCAUUGACGAGCUGAUGGAACAGACCGGAGUGAAGGAUGGUGAUGUAGCAGAGUCUGGUGAGGCUGUAAUAAGUAGCCGUGGUGAGUGAAUCAGUGCUUUCGGCUUUUGUUGGCCGUGCCUUUUUGUAACUCUUUUACGGCUGCUGGUGACAGUGGUUACCCUUUGUUAUUGGAACAACGAUAAACAAAGCAAGUUUAUUUCUCAGUGAGAUUAUUGACUUGAAAGUUUCUUGCGGCUCUACCUUUAGCAAACUAUGCAACACUACCUUUGCAAUAUCAACUUGUGGUGGAAUCGGUUUGAAGUCUCCCAUGCUUAUCUAUGAGUGAAGUUCAAAUAUUCAAAAUAUCUAAGGGAGCUAUUUGUAUGAAUUACAAGUUCCACUAUUCUUCAUAGGGAACAAGUGACAGUUGGAACAUAUCCGCAAAGCACUCUGCCAAAAGAGUCCUCAAAUGUUGCAUAUCUAUGUUAGGAACAUAAUCCACCAGUCUACCAACUUCGCGAUCAUGAAUUCCACAAGGCACUAUCUUUCGAAAUGGUUCAAGACUAGAGAGGAUGCAGCAGUUAU